GAUCCAGUCGAUUUUGCGGCUGAAAUGAAGUCCCGUUUAGCGGAUGCAAAAACGGACGCGGAACUGCACAUGUCGAAGAGUACAGCUGGAAACAAACUGAAACAAAAGCGGCUUAGGCCUGCAAAAUCGCGUUCCGAAUCGAAGAAAAGAGAAUUAUCGAUGAAGAAAAGUGAAUCAACUGCAAAUUUAAUUCCAAGCGAUCCAAAUACGCAAACUUCACUCACAAAUAAUCCAAGUGUCGAAUCGGGAUGUGCUCGCUUCAUUCAAUACCAGUGUGCUAAAAGCAAUGACGUACGGAUGCGAAUCGUGAUCACCGACGAAAAUUGA
Molecule: messenger RNA, 327 nt
Organism: Gongylonema pulchrum
Lineage: Eukaryota; Metazoa; Nematoda; Chromadorea; Rhabditida; Gongylonematidae
Source: the annotation of a GenBank genome assembly